Carassius gibelio (silver crucian carp) is the source of this 2648-nucleotide messenger RNA. RefSeq names its product zinc finger MYM-type protein 4. The record is from RefSeq and is a predicted model, not a curated record. NCBI's taxonomy places the organism in Eukaryota, Metazoa, Chordata, Actinopteri, Cypriniformes, Cyprinidae. Gene Ontology annotation, molecular function: zinc ion binding. The transcript is spliced from 16 exons. The coding region runs from base 1 to 2340 and encodes 779 amino acids.
AUGUACGCUUUCUGCAGUAACGCUUGUAUUGAUGAGUUCAGAAGGAUUUACCGCAUGGAGGCUCGCUGUGAACACUGCAAGCUCGAUAAAAUUGUAAAAGUAGUGAGAAGGAUAAACAAGGUUGACCGUUCUUUCUGCAGUGAGAGAUGCAAGACAAUCUUUGAGCAUAGCCUGUUCAAACGCUGGGGAAAGAAACACUGUAGCAACUGCCUUUACUGUAACAGCACUUCUAAGACUCUAGUGACUGAUGUCUUUGAUGGAAAGCAAGAGGAGUUCUGUGGGAACGAUUGCUUGAUAAAACAUAAUUCACUGAUGCGUCAGGAAAUAAAGUGCUCAAUGUGCAAGCAGGCCAAGAAGGUAACGGAGUCGGUGAAAUGGCUGGGUGAAAUGAAGCAUUUCUGCAGCCUGCGGUGCCUGAUGUUCUUCUGCAGUCUGCAGGGCAUCACUGGAGUGGUUGCAAAUAAAUCUCUGGCCACACAAGGUGUGACACCAGUAUCCUCUGCAGUUCCUCAAAGUACUAAAGAGGGCACACCGGUCAUUGCCAAUGUUGUCUCACUUUCAACUGCAUCCAACAACCAGCCAGGCGUUUUGGGAAACCCAGGUCCAAAAGGCUCUGUUCCUGUAAAAGUCACAGGAAAUAAGUGUGCUGUGAAAGCUGCUGUCUCUUCAUCCCAAACCCAGAAAGACAAGGACUUGCCACAUAAAUCCAUCAGCAAAAACAAAGCCACGUCCUGUAAACCUCACACCUGUGAUGCUGAAGCACAAAUAGAUGGAACUCCUAAAGUGAUAGUGCUGCCAGUGCCAGUGCCAGUGUAUGUGCCAGUUCCCAUGCAUCUCUACACUCAAUACAUUCCACAGUCUUUGGGGCUUCCACUUCCGGUUCCGGUGCCCUUGUUCUUCCCUACAACUCUGGACAAUGCCGAGCACAUUGUGAAGACCAUUCAGGAAAUCAAAGAGAAGAUCCCUGAUGACCCACUGGAGGCCGACCUCAUCAUGAUGGCAGAGAUGGUGGCUGAGGAUGCAGAGAAGGAGAAACACAUCAUCUCUAGUGAUCAGACUGGUAACAUAAUGGAGGAUCUUGAUUUGGAAGAUCUAUCAAGCAAUCUGAGUUGGGAGGAGGACUCUGUGUCUUUUGCCCAGACAUGGGAUCAAACCCCUGAACCUGAGAGGCCUCCUCCACCCGGACCUGCCACACUGACCCCCGUCUCCACCGCCGCAGAAGAGCCACAGAUGGACCUGGAGGCCGAUUUCCCAAUCGAGAGCAUUGAAAAUUUUAGAAAGCAAAUGCAAAAGGAGAUCAAUUCUGGAAAACAGAGAUCACGCAAGAGAGGACACGAUGGCUUCCCUGAGAAGAAACAGGGCAGUAAGUGUGCAUCAGCACCUCCAAACAGCCUCUCCAAACUGCAACACGAGUACGGAGUCAAAGCCUGGAAGAAGUGGGUGCGCUGGAGGAGCGCCCAACCCGACAUGGAGACUCUCAAAUUUGGCUCACGCAGUAUGACACUAAAGGAGGAUUUGUUGAAGUGCUGCACUGCUGAACUAAGCUAUGGCCUCUGCAAGUUCAUUUCUGAAGUUCGUCGACCCAACGGAGAGAAAUACAGCCCUGACAGCAUCUUUUAUCUCUGUUUGGGAAUCCAGCAGUACCUGUUUGACAACAAUCGGAUGGAGAACAUCUUUGCUGAUGUCUUCUAUGCCAAAUUCUGCCAUGAAAUGAGCAACAUACUCCGAGGGUGGAAGCCAACUAUUUUACCCAGCGGUUAUGUUCAUUCUCGUGUGGAGGAGUAUCAUCUGUGGGACUGUAAGCAGCUGGGGGCGUUUUCACCCGGUGUGCUGCUCAACACGCUGCUUUACUUCUUCACUAAGUACUUCAACUACAAGACUGUGGAGCAGCACCGCCGCCUCUCUUUUGGCCACAUCAAACGCUACACUCGAGGACAAGCUAACAACAAAGUGUCCUUCCUGCGUUUCUAUCCCCCCAAAGAGGAUGGAAGCACGGAUGGUGUCCCUGUAAAGAAGAAGAAGAAGGAAGGUGAACGGCAAAGGGUGCUAAAAAUACGGCAGAAUUCAGACAAUCCUCUUCGUUGUCCUGUCAGGCUUUACGAGUUCUAUCUCUCAAAAUGCUCGCCCGGAAUAAGACAAGACACAACCCAGUUUUAUCUGAGCCCCGAGCGCUCCUGUGUACCCAGCAGUCCCACGUGGUUCUCAAUCACCUCAUUGAGUGACGAGGUUCUGGACAGCAUGCUCACACGUAUCCUUACUGUCAGAGAGCUGCACCUAGAGAGAGAAACAUCACCCAACGAGACUGAUUCAGAAAGUGAUUCGGACUUCACACUGAUUUAGUACCACAGCACUGAGAAAACCUGAAUCCUGAACCGGAUUUUGACUGUUCUGAAUGUUGGAAAGCAAGUGGUUGAUCAUUUCGUUUCCUUAUUCAAUCUUCUUUUAGUUAUAAGGACGUACACAGCUACAGUGGGAUUAUUGUAAGUCGCCACCUUUAUAUUUAAACACUAAAGACAUUGAAAGCAUCAUUCCAAAACCAAAUUUUGAAAUUGUUUUUCAUUGCAAGCCAUGUUGGUUUAAAUAGAUGCAGUGUUCCUGAAACUGACUCCUGAUGCCUUUUUUUAUGGAUAAAUGAAGACUGAUUGAAA